Molecule: messenger RNA, 902 nt
Organism: Somion occarium
Lineage: Eukaryota; Fungi; Basidiomycota; Agaricomycetes; Polyporales; Cerrenaceae
Source: the annotation of a GenBank genome assembly
UCUAGCCUCUACACUCUCGAAAUACAAUCGUUCCUUCGCAUUUAGACUCCUAAUUACCAUCAUCUCAAGUUCAUUGAAUGUCACGUCUCCCUGAGGCAAAGUACAUAGAGACGCAACCUUCAUGCCUCAGGAUUUCUCGUCUGGCAGUCAUUUCUGCUGGUCAUCGUGGAGUUGGGCCGGUUGACCGGUGGUCCCGGGAGUUCUCCAGAAAGAGGUAGUCAGUGAUCAAACUCCAAAGCUAGGCGAAGGCCGUCCGAUCUGAUCUUUGUGUCUGGUGUAGCAACGACCAAGACACGUAGAAUUUCCAAAGCCAGUGAUAUUUGUCCGUAUGAAACUGCUUCUGAACGAGUAGUCCAGUCAAAAUAUCUGAUCUAAGUGACCGUGACGAAUAUAAUACAUAGAUGACACCGCACGUGUUGAUUGUGGCUGACAAUGAGUGUAUGCAGACCACGGGCGAUGAUAUCUUCAAUCGUUCAAUGCGAAUCAAGGCCAAUAAGAUGGGAUAUUCUCUAAAUCAAAAAGGUUUAUUCGCAGGUGUCGUAAGGGAUCCUCACGAUCGCGCCAGGAAGUUAAAUCACGGUACGAAUAUCGCCUCAUCAAGUGAGCGAGAGAUAUUCGAGAUACUUGGUGUUCCAUGGCAGGAACCUCAUGAGCGUAUUCGUGGAUAACGCAACCUCUGCCUUUUCUGGAAUCACAGGCGUCUCUGUGUACCUAUAAGUAUUCGAAUCGGCUCAGGUUUGUGGGUCACUUCCCUUGUCGAAACUAACUGCAUUUCAGCACGUACGGAAUAGUUAUGUAGUAAUUACUGUGGCAGAAGCCUGACAGCCCCAAUGAAUUUCUGUAACUGAAUACUUAGUGGCUUUGAGUAUCUUAAUACUAGACCUGCCUUUGUUGGCUCACCG